Eruca vesicaria subsp. sativa (arugula) is the source of this 811-nucleotide messenger RNA. The record is from the annotation of a GenBank genome assembly. NCBI's taxonomy places the organism in Eukaryota, Viridiplantae, Streptophyta, Magnoliopsida, Brassicales, Brassicaceae.
AUGACGGAUACGACGGACGAUAUCGCGGAGGAGAUUUCGUUCCAGAGCUUCGAAGAUGACUGCAAGCUGCUCGGCAGUCUCUUCAACGACGUCUUGCUGAGAGAAGUCGGCUCCGAUUUCAUGGAGAAAAUCGAACGGACUCGCGUUCUUGCUCAGAGUGCGUUAAAUCUUCGUCUGGCUGGUAUUGAAGACACGGCAGAGCUUUUGGAGAUGCAACUGACUUCCGAAAUAUCAAACAUGUCACUGGAGGAAGCAUUGACGAUGGCUCGUGCCUUUAGCCACUUUCUUAAUUUGAUGGGAAUUUCUGAAACUCAUCACAGAAACUUGCAGUACAAACAUAUCAAGAUGGCUCAUCUUCUAGAAUAUAACGAUAGACAAGACCUUGGAUUUGAAGAUCGAGAAACUGUCAUUGAGGAUCUGGUGAGGGAGAUAACUUCACUGUGGCAGAUUGAUGAACUUAGACGUCAGAAACCUACUCAUGUUGAUGAAACUAGGGGUUUGAACAUUGUUGAGAAAUCCCUUUGGAAAGCUGUACCACAUUACUUGCGUCGUGUCAACAGUUCUUUGAAGAAAUUAACGGGGAAGCCACUCCCAUUAAAUUGCACCCCAAUAAAGUUUGGUUCCGGGAUGGGUGGCGACAGAGAUGGGAAUCCAAAUGUCACGGCAAAUGUCCCAAAAGAAGUAUCACUUAUGUCUAGGUGGAUGGCUAUCGAUCUAUGCAUAAGAGAGAUUGAUAGCUUACGAUUUGAACUGUCUAUGAAUCGAUGCAGUGAUAGAUUGUCAAGAUUGGCAGAUGAAAUUCUUGAAAAAG